This is a messenger RNA of Sclerotinia trifoliorum, 1489 nucleotides long. Lineage: Eukaryota; Fungi; Ascomycota; Leotiomycetes; Helotiales; Sclerotiniaceae. The record is from the annotation of a GenBank genome assembly.
UUACGUUCAUGGGGGCUUAAUCAAGGCCUCCAUUAUCUCUAUUUCACUAUUUGGCAGGGGUUCUGUCCCAGAUUAUUGGGAUAUGACGCCAAGAUUGGUAAGAACUCAGAGUCACCACGACAUGUACCAAUAGUUUGGAUCAUCGAUACUUCACGAUGCGGGGUUUUGGGUUGGAAUCGCUCGGGUUCUCUGUUUGUUUCGGAGAACAAUUUGUUGGUUUUUAGUCUUUUAUCUCCGAUCCAAUGUUUGGAUACGUCACGUCAUUAUACAGCAAGUGAAUAAUGGCUCGGGAGGGGAUAGUUGCAUUAAACGAGAAGUGAAUGUCUUCGAAAUAUGGAAAGAUUUCAUGGUCUCUUAAAUACUCAAAACCAACAAACACACCGACACCACCAAUUUUUAAACUCAGCACCCCAACAUCGAACUCUCAGACAACACUCGAUAUCCGAAAACUUAUUAUUCCAAUUAUACACCAAAAAAAAUGGCUGCUCAAACUCAACCGAAAGUUCUCUUCGUCCUCACUUCCCAUGAUAAGAUGGGCAAUUCUGGAAAGCCUACAGGCUGGUAUCUUGUUCGUCUCCUCUCACACUCCUUACGAUUCUAUCUCCUACCAUACCCCCUUUUAUCCCGCCUUAGAGACUAAAAACUAACAUCUCCUCCUUUACCUAGCCCGAAUUUGCCCAUCCGUAUGAUAUCCUUGCCCCUCACACCGAAAUAACCAUCGCUUCCGUCCUUGGUGGUGCUUCACCUUUGGAUCCUGCAUCUAUCGAAGCCUCCACAGAUGAUGUUUCUGUCAAUUUCUUGAACACCCAGGAGUCUCUGUGGAAAAAUACUGCCCCACUUUCAGAUUUCGUAGGCAAGGCUGCAGAAUUUGAUGCCAUUUUCUACGUUGGUGGCCAUGGUCGUGCGUCUCCCUUCUCUUCCCUUUCCGCCACUUUGAGAAUCAGGGUGCCAGAUAUGAAUGAAGCUCACUAACUGUAUGAAUAGCAAUGUUCGAUCUCUCCCACAACGAAACAUCCCAAAGAAUCAUUUCCGAAUUCCACUCCCUCAACCGAGUCAUCGCAGCCGUCUGUCACGGCCCUGCAGCCCUUGCCUAUGCUAAACUCCCUUCUGGCAAAUUUUUCCUGGAAGAUACCCCGGUGACAGGAUUCUCAAAUACCGAGGAGGAGAACUAUGGAGUUGUUGAUGUCAUGCCCUUUGAGUUAGAAACGGCCUUAAACGAAGCAAGCAAGGGCAAAUAUGAAAAGGCGGCUGAGAAUUUUGCGGCAAAGGUGGUUGUUGCGAGAAAUGGAAAGGUUAUUACAGGACAGAAUCCUGCGAGUGCUAGUGGCGUUGGAGAAGCUAUUUUGGCGGAGUUGAGAAAAGAGAGAAAGUGUACUUAAAUGUAUCUUUGAAGGGAGAUUUGCUCUAUGCCGAUAGCAGGGAUGGAAGGGAACAAAGUGGCUAUUGCAAGCUUUGCAAUGCAUGUGUAAAUACUGUAUGAAUUAUAAUA